AUGGAUGUCGCUACUGAAAUAAUAAAACAAGUUGUUCAGGUUCUCAUGGAUCCUGUUAAACAGCAUCUGGGCUACAUGAUUUCCUACAGAAAAUAUGUGGUCGAGAUGCAUACCAAAAUGAACUAUUUGAAUGUUGCAAGAGCUGGCGAAAAAGAGCACUUGGACCGGAACAUAAGAAUACGUCUUAUGGUGCCUGACCAGGUUAGCCCUUGGUUGGACAAAAUACAAAAUAUUAAUGCAAAAGUGAAAAACUUUCCAAGUGAAGACCUCGAUUGUCUCGAUUUCAAGAGUAGGCACAAACUUGGAAGCAAAGCCUCCAAGAUAAUCAACGAGAUAGAUAGUAUCACAACACAACUCUCUCUGAUCAAAUGGACUGAUGAGAAAAUUCCUUUGGGAAGAAUUGAUUCCACCAUGACAUCCACCUCUACACCAUCAGGUGAUCACAAUGACUUCCAGUCAAGAGUGCAUACUUUUACAGAAGCACUGAAAGCACUCAGACCCGACCACAAACCUCAUAUGGUAGCCUUAUGGGGGAUGGGCGGAGUGGGGAAGACCACUAUGAUGAAGAAGCUGAGGCAGACUGUGUUGAAAUAUUAA
Lactuca virosa is the source of this 597-nucleotide messenger RNA. Lineage: Eukaryota; Viridiplantae; Streptophyta; Magnoliopsida; Asterales; Asteraceae. The record is from the annotation of a GenBank genome assembly.